Mitosporidium daphniae is the source of this 321-nucleotide messenger RNA. RefSeq lists its product as uncharacterized. Gene Ontology annotation, biological process: mitochondrial electron transport, ubiquinol to cytochrome c. The transcript has 2 exons. NCBI's taxonomy places the organism in Eukaryota, Fungi, Microsporidia. The coding region runs from base 1 to 321 and encodes 106 amino acids. The record is from RefSeq and is a predicted model, not a curated record.
AUGUAUCCUGGUGCUCUGCCUGCCGCCGCUUCGACACGUCGAUCAUCCUUUUUUUAUCGAGCGUUUUUGAAGAGAAAUUCUACCUUUUGGGCAACGUCUGUUGCAAUUGCUUUUUUUGCUGAUAUUGCGUUAGAUGCUUCUUUGCAAGCUGCCUGGGACUCUCAUAACCGUGGAAAGAAUAAAAAAUGUCUUUCCGGAUACCCUAAUUUGCUCAAAAGGCAAACCAAUCGCGAAAAAGCAAGUAAAUCCGAGGACUAUAGGUUAACAUCCAAGCUACUAAAGCUAUCAUACGUACGAUGCAAGGUUCUUUUGCAUGCCUAG